AAGGCAUCUGUAAAUCACUAAGAAACUCAUAAACAGUCUAAUAGAAAAUGGUCAGAGGUAAGAACAGGUAAUUUAAAGAGGAGGGAAUUUAAGUGACACCCAAACAUCCAGCCUGACCACCAACCAGGGAAAUGCAAACUAAACCAAGGUGUCAGUUUCUGGCUAGUCACGUGACAAGUGGUGUUGGGUCCCACUCAGGGAGUGCUGGACUGCUCCUGGGAGGAAGUGGCCGGGGUGGGCAGCGAGACAGCCACUGUUAAACCCACAGGUCCCUUCACCCGCCAUCCCCCUCACCCGUCCUGUGGCAGUUCUCAGUGCACGGCAGUCCUGGCCCGCUCCGUGACCCUCUUGAGGGGGCUGUGGCACCGGUGCUGCAGCUGUGCCCACAGGGUCGGGUGGCUUUGCGGCUGAUUAGCGAGUCUGCGGGCAGCGCUCUGUAGGAGCAGGGAGAGCAGAGCAGCUGUGCCCCAUUUCCAGUUAUAUGCAUAAAAACGCCUACCCAAAUAACGCUCCGUGUGUUCACUUUUACACGUCUGCCUAAUGUGGAGGGAAGAUGUGGGAGGUGCCCAUCUCCCUGGGAAGGACAGCGGGGUGGGAGGCAGGGUGGAGACGCCAGCCCUUUCUGCUGUCUUCUGAACUGUUUGCAUCUGUAGUUGACAUAUUGGGAUAUCAGAUGAUUCUGAAAAUGUGGAUUAAUGCACGAGGAUGUUGUCUGGCAGCUGCUAACGUGCCUCUUUGUUGGCAGGUAUGGAUCCUGGCGGGAGCCUGUCAACCCCUACUACGUCAACUCCGGUUAUGCCCUCGCCCCAGCCACCAGUGCCAACGACAGUGAGCAGCAGAGCCUGUCCAGCGAUGCUGACAGCCUGUCCCUCACCGACAGCAGCGUGGAUGGAGUCCCACCUUACAGGAUCCGCAAGCAGCACCGCCGGGAGAUGCAGGAGAGCGUCCAGGUCAACGGGCGCGUGCCUCUACCUCACAUUCCUCGCACGUACCGAAUGCCAAAGGAAGUCCGUGUGGAGCCCCAGAAGUUUGCCGCAGAGCUCAUCCACCGCCUGGAGGCCGUGCAGCGGACGCGGGAGGCUGAGGAGAAGCUGGAGGAGCGGCUGAAGCGCGUCCGGAUGGAGGAAGAAGGUGAGGAUGGUGAUGUGUCCUCUGGCCCCCCAGGGGCCAGUCAUAAGCUGCCUUCAGCCCCGGCCUGGCACCACUUCCCACCCCGCUACACGGACGUGAGCUGUGUGGGGCUGCGGGACGCACACGAGGAGAACCCUGAGAGCAUCCUGGAUGAGCAUGUGCAGCGAGUCAUGAGGACACCGGGCUGCCAGUCACCGGGGCCCGGCCACCGCUCCCCGGACAGUGCGCACAUGCCCAAGAUGGGGGUGCUAGGGGGCACAGUGCCCGGGCAUGGAAAGCACAUGCCCAAGUCGGGGGCAAAGCUGGACACAGCUGGCCUGCACCUCCACAGACACGGCCACCACCAUGGCCACCAUGGCUCAGCUAGGCCCAAGGAGCCAGCCGAGGCCGAGGCCUCCCGCCGGGUCCAGAGCAGCUUCGCGUGGGGCCCAGAGCUGCACGGCCACGUGGCCAAGCCCCGAAGCCACGUGGAGAGCAUGGGCGCCGCCACCACCACCAGUGACAGCCUGGCCUACAGCGGGAAGGCAAGCAUGACCUCCAAAAGAAACUCCAAGAAGGCCGAGUCGGGGAAGAGCGCCAGCGUGGAGGCGCCAGGCCCCUCUGAGGACGCAGAGAAGAACCAGAAAAUCAUGCAGUGGAUCAUCGAGGGCGAGAAGGAGAUCAGCAGGCACCGGAAGGCUGGCCACGGGUCGUCCGGGGCAAAAAAGCAGCAGGCCCACGAGAGCUCCCGGCCCUUGUCCAUCGAGCGCCCCGGGGCCGUGCACCCCUGGGUCAGCGCCCAGCUCCGGACCUCCGUGCAGCCCUCGCAUCUCUUCAUCCAGGACCCCACGAUGCCGCCCAACCCGGCCCCCAACCCUCUGACGCAGCUGGAGGAGGCCCGCCGGCGCCUGGAGGAGGAGGAGAAGAGGGCCAGCAAGGCGCCCUCGAGGCAGAGGUAUGUGCAGGAGGUCAUCCAGCGGGGGCGCUCCUGUGUCAGGCCAGCGUGCACGCCCGUGCUGAGCGUGGUGCCAGCGGUGUCCGACCUGGAGCUCUCCGAGACAGAGACAAAAUCGCAGAGGAAGGCAGGCGGUGGGAGUGCCCAGUCGUGCGACAGCAUCGUCGUGGCCUACUAUUUCUGUGGGGAGCCCAUCCCCUACCGGACCCUGGUGAGGGGCCGUGCGGUCACCCUGGGCCAGUUCAAGGAGCUGCUGACCAAGAAAGGCAACUACAGAUACUACUUCAAGAAGGUGAGCGACGAGUUCGAAUGCGGCGUGGUGUUCGAGGAGGUGCGCGAGGACGGGGCUGUGCUGCCUGUCUUCGAGGAGAAGGUCAUCGGCAAGGUGGAGAAGGUGGACUGACGGGCAGGCCUGGCCUCCGCGCUGCGCACCACGAGGGCCUGUGCCGCGUCGCAAGAGUGUGGCAGACACGCGGCUGCUGGUGGAAGGCGGGGUGCUGCCCGCCUCACAGCCGCCACCCCUUUGGUCCAUCUGUGUCCAGGAGGGCGGGGGUCCCUCUGGGGUCCCACAGGCUUCCACCCAUUCCUCUGCAGGACACUCAAGAGCCCACCCAGCAGGGAGCCCACCAUGGGGCUGCCUUGAGACCCUCCCCCACGGCCCCCUGCUGCUAACCGCGGACGCCCCCGGCGCUCACCCCACAGGCUCUGCUCCUUCCGGGACUCGCCCGCCAUGGCCUGCCCUGGUCAGGCCUGUCCCAGAGCCGGGGUGCAGGGGGCCCCAUGGGGACUCUGUCCAUUGUACAUGUCACCGAGUGCCUUCAACACAGCUUGUCUCUUGCCUCACUGUGUGGACCCGGCGACAGAGCACCGAGGCCCAAGCGUGGGCUCAGCAGGUCCCGGGCCCCUCCCUCCUGAGGGCCCAUGUAAAUAUGUACAUUUCUCAGGCCUGGGCCAGCGGGGAGGGGCUGCCCCAAGCCCGUUUUUCAUGCGCUGACUUGUACAAUUAUCUUUUCAAAGGUACUUGGAUAAUAAUGAAAUAAAACCAUUUUUGAA
Messenger RNA from Physeter macrocephalus (sperm whale), 3118 nucleotides. It is a transcript of the gene AXIN1, whose product is annotated as axin 1. Gene Ontology annotation, cellular component: beta-catenin destruction complex; plasma membrane; nucleus. Gene Ontology annotation, molecular function: molecular adaptor activity; identical protein binding; beta-catenin binding. The transcript is spliced from 9 exons. The coding region runs from base 696 to 2468 and encodes 590 amino acids. The record is from RefSeq and is a predicted model, not a curated record. Gene Ontology annotation, biological process: positive regulation of proteasomal ubiquitin-dependent protein catabolic process; positive regulation of protein kinase activity; cell development. Lineage: Eukaryota; Metazoa; Chordata; Mammalia; Artiodactyla; Physeteridae.